ACCGGUCUAAAAAUGGACCAGUCUAACAUGAGCAUAAUUGCAGCAUGACAGUUCUUGCGCGUUAGUAGUGGUAGGUAAAAUAGAGGUAAGAUGAGAGUAAAUAAGCGAUAGAUUGAUAGAGCAAGCGAUAAACAAACAAGAGCCGAACUACAGUUUCGCCAUUGUAUACAAACUGGAUUGAUAGUUCUGCAAAUAAGUUGAAUUUUAUCGCGCCAAAUAAUUAGUGGUUGGAAGUGUGUUGAAAACUUAAAACAGGAUAAGAGUGUGGGAAAUUAGUGGGUAGAAUCCGUAAGUAAACAUGUAUAGUGAAAACGUGUGAAUUUGGCCAGAAAAAUAGUGUAAAUACUUACCUGUCUACUUUCCCAGGUGUGCAAUUAACGAUACCUGGUGACACCUGAAACAAGGAGAAAUAACCAAAACUUACCGUGCAAGUGGUUACUAUUGUAAGUAGAUGCAUGAAAAGAGAAACUAUGCAAAAUAAGUUCACCAUUUCGAACCGUUUGUGAUUCCACUAGCAUCCACGCAACAAUCCUCCAAUUUAGGGUAACAGCACCUAACUUAAACCAGCCAUAAUUGAAGAGUAGAAAGAAGUCGUGGCAGAGGAAACCACUUAAUUUUUAAGCGUUGCUACAAAAAACUUGAGCUGCUCUAAAAACCUGGUUUCCCUCUCGGGAACAUUCUUAAAAAUUAAGUGACACCCGCGAAGUGACUUCCCCGAAGUUGUGUCAAGUGAGGAGUGAAAACCUGCAGCAAGAUGGCUUCCGAUGCAGAAUCCACCCACGACCAAACCAUCAUGGACCUCACGGCGACUCCGUGCGCCAUCUGUGGCCCAUCUACGCGCGACGAAGUGAUGGUCGGCUGUGACGGAUGCUCGGGAUGGUUCCACAUCCGUUGCGUGGGCAUCGAGGAGGGCAAACUGCCGAAGAAGUGGUACUGCCAAAACAAGGCCUGCCAGGAGAAGGCCCAGGAGUACCAGCAGAAGCAGAAAGACGCCAAGAAGCAGGCUCGCACCCGGAAAAACGGCAACGAGUCUGACAAAUCCAGCGUCAGCUCUCGCCUAGUUUCGUCUAGCGUGGAAGCGAAGGUGCGAGCGCUAGAAGAGAAGCAGAAGCGACAGUACGAGGAGAUGGAGGCGGAGCUACUGCUGCAGAAAAAGGAAAGGGAGAUGCAGCGUGCGUUCGAGCAGCGAAAGACGGAGUUGGAGCUGCAGAUGCGCGCUGAAGAAGAAGAAGAACAAAGGGCAUGGCGAGUGGAGAUGCUCCAGAAGAAGAAGGAGCAGAUUCAGCGGCUGAAGGCGAACAGAGAACCGUCCUUUGAGAUGCAAAUGGCGGCCAUGGAUGAGGAGCUAGCGGAACUUUCGAGUCAAAAGUCGAAGCCGGCGCCGAAAGUAGUCAAGGACGUUUCGCGAGCGAGUCCUUCCGGCAAAAUCAACAAAAACGUGUUGAAGCGGGGAAAGGCGAACGUGAAGAAGCCAACGCGAGACUACGAGAGCACCGACGGGGAAGACGAGGGCGACGAAAGCUCCGACGAUUCCGAUCUGUCAACCCAGAGUUCGGAUUCUCCCAUGGAAGCCAGGGCGAGAAAAAGCGUUCCAAGGAAGACGUGCAAGAAAGUGGGCAGUGUCAGCCAAAACGGGCUGGGGAAGCAGCAGACCGGACCGACGAAGGCCCAGCUGGCCGCGAGGAUGGGGUUAACGUACAAACUCCCAAAAUUCUCCGGCAAACCAGCGCAAUGGCCAUUGUUCUACGCGGCCUACAAAGUGUCCAACGAUGUCUGCGGUUACAUGAACCACGAGAACUUGAUGCGCCUACAGGAAGCCCUGGAAGGCGACGCUCUCGAGCUGGUGUCCGGGCAGUUGCUACUUCCCGAAACCAUUCCGCAGGUCAUCGAGAAGCUGCGACGGCACUUCGGCCGCCCGGAACAACUGCUUCAAUGCCUGCUGGACAAGGUGAAUCGGCUGGAACCCCCGAGGCCGGACAAUCUGAGGAGUUUUGUUCCAUUCGGAAACACAGUGGAGCAACUCUGCGGCCAUCUGGAGGCAGCGGAUCUACGGCAACACCUCGUCAACCCGCUGCUGAUAAAGUCGCUGGUUGCCAAGCUGCCGGAUCGGGAAAAGCGUGAGUGGGUUCAUUACCGGCGAGGUCGAGGGGAAACAACCUUGAGGACGCUGACGGAUUUCCUGAUGGACAUCGUGGCAGAUGCCUGCGAAGCUAAUGUUGACGCGGAGUUCAACCCACCGCCAUCGUCCGAAUCAGAUUCCCAAUCCGAAGAGGAGAGUUCGAAUGAGGCUGGGCUAUACUGUCACUGCGAAGCCAGCAGUUCGACCUACAACACAAGUGAAGAGAGUAAGCUGAAACCGUGCAAGAUGUGCCAAUCCAAGGAUCAUCGUCUGCAGCACUGCGCGGAUUUCAAGAAGUUGCGGUACGAUGAGCGUUUGAAGCUGGUGACGCACGAGAAGUUAUGCCAUGUCUGCCUCAACGAGCACGACGGGCAGUGCAAAUUGAAAAUCCGCUGCAACAUCGGCGACUGCAGAGAGUUCCACAACUCACUCAUGCAUCCGGUCGGAAACACGGUCGGGCUGAGUGCACCCAUAAGGACAAACUGCACGGUCUUGUUCCGGAUCGUUCCGGUACAGCUGCACUGCGGAGGCAGAACAGUUUCCGUGUUGGCGUUCCUGGACGAAGGAGCAUCCGUCACGCUAGUGGAGAAAAAGCUCGCCGACCGUCUGGGCGCGGUCGGAGUACAAGAGCGAUUGACCAUCCGGUGGACGGGAAACACGUCGAGAGUGGAGGAUUCCCGAAGAAUGAGUCUGUGGGCGUCGGGAACAGGCGCUGCUGCCGGCGGUAAGAUGCUGUUGCACACAGUGCACACGGUGGACAAAUUGAUGCUGCCACAUCAAAGGUUGGAUUCUGAGGAGUUUGCAGCACAGUACGAGCACAUGCGAGGGCUGCCCAUCGAAUCGUACGACGGACAACCGCAGUUGCUGAUUGGUGUGAACAACAUCCACGCGUUCGUACCGGUAGAAGCUAAGGUGGGUACGCCAAUGGAACCGAUUGCUGUUUGCACCAAACUAGGAUGGACGGUCUAUGGGCCGCGACAACAAACCCCAGCGGCGGCCGACAACUAUCUCGGUUACCACCGGCAGGUAACAAACGAGGAUCUGCCACCCGAGAGUUAUUUUGCGUCGAAAGAAUCAGUGGUGACAAUUUCACGGGGCACCGUAGCGAAGAAAUGGGCCCAGCGAAUAAGAGAGCGAACCACCCAACUCGUCGGCGAUCGCUGCGAAGCCGAAUCGCUGUCGAAGACCCGGAGACAAGAAAUUACAACGUGUCGUCAUCCGGACAGAUCUGGAAAAAUCGCCACGAACAUGGCGGUUCUCGUCCCGAACGCAAGAAGACAGGCUGAACAACAAAAUAGGCGGGUUCGAAAUCCGAAACGGGAUGAUCAACUCGCCGGAAGCUCGACGGUGCCUGGAAAAGGCAAAACCGACGACACCGACGCAUUUGAUAGCGAAGGAGAGAGUCCUAGGAGCGAUCAGGGAUCCAAGUGGGGAUCAGCGUUUUCGGCUCGCUUUUCGACGAGGCACCGCGGCGAGUUGUUGCCGCAGCUGUACGAGGAAAAGCGGCCGUCGAGAAAGCUCGUCGCAAGUGGCGCAAAACCAGAGGAAGUCAAAAUCGAUGGGCGAAAGGAGAAGUGUGUGGUGAUGCGCGCGCUCGAUGAGGGGCGCAAAUUGUCGGGCGAAAUUCUGCCAACGACACUAGCGGAAGCGGCUGGCAGUGGUUCAAUUCAGCAGGCGGUCGACGAGUGCAAUUAUUCGUGGUCGACGGGAAACCCCGGAAGUGUUCUAGAUGGAUCUUCAACGUUGCGGUAAUCAUGGUCUCA
Molecule: messenger RNA, 3882 nt
Organism: Aedes albopictus (Asian tiger mosquito)
Lineage: Eukaryota; Metazoa; Arthropoda; Insecta; Diptera; Culicidae
Exons: 2
Coding region: 755-3871 (1038 amino acids)
Source: RefSeq, a predicted model, not a curated record